Molecule: messenger RNA, 2847 nt
Organism: Strigops habroptila (Kakapo)
Lineage: Eukaryota; Metazoa; Chordata; Aves; Psittaciformes; Psittacidae
Gene: SLC2A1
Product: solute carrier family 2 member 1
Exons: 10
Coding region: 143-1615 (490 amino acids)
Biological process (GO): response to insulin; D-glucose transmembrane transport
Cellular component (GO): basolateral plasma membrane; apical plasma membrane
Source: RefSeq, a predicted model, not a curated record
CCCCGCCCCUCUUAAGCCGCUCUGAUGCCCCCGCCGCGGCCGCGCGCCACCGCUCCGCUCCGCCGCGCGCCGCUCCGCCGCCCCCCCCGCACCCGUCCCGCAGCCGCCGCCGCUGCUCCGCCGCCGCCGCGCCGGGGCCGCCAUGGAGACCGGCAGCAAGAUGACGGCCCGCCUGAUGCUCGCUGUGGGAGGAGCGGUGCUGGGUUCCCUGCAGUUUGGCUAUAACACUGGUGUCAUCAAUGCCCCACAGAAGGUGAUUGAGGACUUCUACAACCGUACGUGGCUGUACCGAUACAAUGAGCCCAUCAGCCCUGCCACCCUCACCACGCUCUGGUCCCUCUCUGUUGCCAUCUUCUCCGUUGGAGGCAUGAUCGGAUCCUUUUCCGUGGGGCUCUUUGUUAAUCGCUUUGGACGGCGCAACUCCAUGCUGAUGUCCAACAUUCUUGCCUUCCUGUCAGCCGUCCUCAUGGGCUUCUCCAAGAUGGCUUUCUCCUUCGAGAUGCUCAUCCUCGGCCGCUUCAUCAUCGGCCUCUACUCCGGCCUCACCACCGGUUUCGUGCCCAUGUACGUGGGUGAGGUGUCACCCACUGCGCUGCGGGGUGCGCUGGGGACCUUCCACCAGCUUGGCAUCGUCUUGGGCAUCCUCAUUGCGCAGGUGUUCGGUUUGGACUUGAUCAUGGGAAACGAUUCCCUGUGGCCGCUGCUCCUGGGCUUCAUCUUCGUCCCUGCCCUGCUGCAGUGCAUCAUCCUGCCCUUCGCCCCCGAGAGCCCCCGCUUCCUCCUCAUCAACCGCAACGAGGAGAACAAAGCCAAGAGUGUCCUCAAGAAGCUGCGGGGCACAACGGACGUCAGCAGCGACCUCCAGGAGAUGAAGGAGGAGAGCCGGCAAAUGAUGAGGGAGAAGAAGGUCACCAUAAUGGAGCUGUUCCGCUCCCCCAUGUAUCGCCAGCCCAUCCUCAUCGCCAUCGUCCUGCAGCUGUCCCAGCAGCUCUCAGGGAUCAACGCGGUCUUCUACUACUCCACCAGCAUCUUUGAGAAGUCGGGUGUUGAGCAGCCCGUCUACGCCACCAUUGGCUCUGGUGUGGUCAAUACAGCUUUUACGGUGGUUUCGCUCUUUGUGGUGGAGCGGGCUGGCCGCAGGACGCUGCACCUCAUCGGCCUGGCCGGGAUGGCGGGGUGCGCGGUGCUCAUGACCAUUGCCCUGACGCUGCUGGACCAAAUGUCCUGGAUGUCCUACCUCAGCAUCGUGGCCAUCUUCGGGUUCGUGGCCUUCUUUGAGAUCGGUCCAGGCCCCAUCCCAUGGUUCAUCGUGGCAGAACUGUUCAGCCAAGGUCCUCGUCCUGCUGCCUUUGCUGUUGCCGGGUUGUCCAACUGGACCUCGAACUUCAUUGUGGGCAUGGGCUUCCAGUACAUCGCGCAACUCUGCGGCUCCUACGUCUUCAUCAUCUUCACGGUGCUGUUAGUCCUCUUCUUCAUCUUCACCUACUUCAAGGUGCCGGAGACGAAGGGCCGGACCUUCGACGAGAUCGCCUCCGGGUUCCGGCAGGGAGGAGCGGCUCAGAGCGACAAAACCCCGGACGAGUUCCACAGCCUGGGCGCCGACUCGCAGGUCUAACCCGCCGCUCCGGGGCUGAGGUUGGGAACGCUCUGUACAGACCAUGCCGCGGGGCCGCGCGCCCCUGCCCCGGCUCCCCCGCUCCACCGGGGACGGACUCGACCCAUUUUAUUAUCAAGUUUUAUUUUAUUUUUUUCUGCUAGGAACGAUUUUUUUUUUUUUUUCUUUUUUUGGGGGGUUGUUUCUUUGGUUUUAGCUGGUUUCGCGUCCAGGAUUUCAAAGGCGAUCGAUGUUUUCCAGCCGGGGGCACGUUCCCUGGUUCUGGAACGACGCGACGGGUCCCUCGGCGAGAAUCACGUAGCGGAAGGUUUUAAAGCUGGAACCUGUUUCAUUUUUUAACGUUCUAAUCAUAGAAAAGAAAAAAUCACGUAAAUUGACUAAACCUAAAGCAAGGAUGGGUUCAAACCCCCACCAGCUCUUUUUUAACGCAGUCUAACUGAUUUCAAGCCCCCGGGGGGGGUCGCGGACAGCGAUUUCCCACCCGGGGCAGCGGUUGGAGCGCUCGGUGUCCUGGUGCGGAGCCUCCGCUUUGGUUUAACCUCGGCAAUAUUUGCCGGCCGGCACCUCGCCGGCAGCCCCACACUACAGCCCCGGACCCAGCUCCCCUCCCCGCGCUGUGUAUAGACUGGAAGAUAUUUAUAUUAUAUAUAUUUUUGUUCCGUGGUUGUUAAUAGGAGCCCUUUUAAGUUAUAGCGUUUGAUUCGACGAGCGACGUACUGUAAAUACUCUCGGCGUAUAGUCACGUUGUACAACGUCUCCACAAGGUACAGACGCAAAGGGGGUAGUUUUAUAGCGACAAGGAGCAGCUUUGUCCAGGGGUAGGACGACUUUUGUAUAGUUCAGUACCUGCACUGUAGUUGUACCUAUUGCACUGAGUUCCAGGCUGUAGUAUAUUAAAAACAAACCCCGGAAAAUACCUGUCCUCUUCAGAGAUAACGGGAACAAUCCCGGCACAUCCCUGAGCGCAGCUGUGGGAGCUCCCGGCACCUUCCCCGAGCCACGGGCAGGGCUUGAAGUAGCGUUUUUUAAAUGUAUUUGGGUUGGAAUUGAUUCCACGUGAAAGAAAAUAAAGGUAAAGGGAGGGGAGGGGGGAAAUAAUUCACUCCACAAGUUCCCUGUGCUAAAGCCCUCGUGGCGCCAGUGGGGUUUGGUUUAAAACCCGAGUGUAUAAAGCGAAGUGCCCAGAGGAAGGUGCGCGGAGCGCUCACAAUAAAGGAGGAUGGACGCAGUGA